AUGGAAAUCGGACAUGAUAAAUAUAAAUUAGCACCAGGUUUACCAACACUAUUCAUACAUGAUAUUCAAAACGACGAACCAAAAUCAUUAACAGAAAUAGCUCGACUUCAAAGCGUAAAUGGUGGACAAGGACUAUUAAAAUGUAAUUGUAAAGGUGGUUAACUUGUUCAAUACGUUGAAAAUUUCACCGGUCCUAAUAUAAUGGCCAUGCAUACGAUGUUGAUUAACAAGCCACCAGAUGUGGGAAAGAAAACAUCCCGACAUCCACUUCAUCAAGAUUUGUAUUUCUUUCCAUUUCGACCAGCCGAUCGUAUUGUAUGCGCAUGGACGGCAAUGGAGCACACAUAUCGUGAAAAUGGAUGCCUUGCUGUCUUGCCUGGCACACAUAAAGGUACACUGGAACAACAUAUAUAUCCAAAGUGGGAGGGAGGCGUCAACAAAAUGUUUCGUGGUAUUGAGAAUUUUGAUUCUAAUCAAGAGAGACAAUAUUUAGAAAUGUGGGAAGGUGAUACAGUCUUGUUCCAUCCAUUACUUAUUCAUGGUAGUGGUACAAAUCGAACAUCAGGAUUUCGAAAGAUCAUUACGUGCCAUUAUGCUGAUUCAUCAUGUCAUUAUAUUGAAUUUGAAGAUUUUCAAAAGCCUAUGGCUAACGAAUACAGAGAUAUGUAUCGCAAACGAAUAGAUCUUCACGACACGACCAUUCAAGAUCUCUGGAAACAUCGUAGUCGACUGGUCCAAGGCAAACGAGUCAAUCUUUAA
Rotaria sp. Silwood1 is the source of this 759-nucleotide messenger RNA. Lineage: Eukaryota; Metazoa; Rotifera; Eurotatoria; Philodinida; Philodinidae. The record is from the annotation of a GenBank genome assembly.